Messenger RNA from Osmia lignaria (orchard mason bee), 3612 nucleotides. RefSeq names its product Sterol regulatory element binding protein. Gene Ontology annotation, biological process: regulation of transcription by RNA polymerase II. NCBI's taxonomy places the organism in Eukaryota, Metazoa, Arthropoda, Insecta, Hymenoptera, Megachilidae. The record is from RefSeq and is a predicted model, not a curated record. Gene Ontology annotation, molecular function: RNA polymerase II cis-regulatory region sequence-specific DNA binding; DNA-binding transcription factor activity, RNA polymerase II-specific; protein dimerization activity. Gene Ontology annotation, cellular component: nucleus.
CGAUCUUCAGAAGUUCUGUGAUUGGAUGCUGUAAAGGUCGGGUGAUCGUUCGUAAUUUGUGAGUUAUUACGUUUGACAUAUAAGCGUGUCAUUUUGUUUUAAUCAUUGUAUUUAUUUAAUGAAAAUAGAUAUUUAAUAUACAAUAGCCCACAAUGACAGAUCCUGGAAGAUGGUCAUCGACACAGGAUAAUGAUUUUUCUAGUUUUCAGUCAAACGAUAGCUUCAAUUUAAAUGAAGUAACUGGUAUCGAUGAUCUCCUCACAAAUUGUGAAAGUGAAUUAUUGAAAAAUGAAAACCUAUUUAGCGAUGAUGCAUUACUCUCGCAAUUGGAUGAUCCCCUAGCAAUGGAUGCAGAGGAUUUAGAUUUUUUAAACUUCAAUGGCAGCGAAGAAUUAAAAGAUUUUAAAGAAUUCCAAGAUUUUAAAGAUCCUAAUAUUAUUAAAUCUGUACCAAAUGGAAAUGUAAUGAUAACUCCAGUGGUAACAGAAAAUACGCAACAGAUUCCUUGUAUGUCAUCACAGCAACAAAAGCAGCAACCACAACUCCAAGAUAUAGCAUCUAUGAAAAAUAGAGCACAAAGAAUAUCUGUUACACAAACACCUACGGUAUUUAGUUCACAGUAUGCUAUUCCACAAAAUGUGAACUUUAGUGUUCAGUCAUCACCAGUUGUAACAAUAGCACCGGUGACACAACAAAGACAGUUACUUUUACCAGCUAAACUUAUCAAGUCAGAAUCAGUUGUUUAUUCUAGAGGCUCACAAGCUGUUACUUCAGCUUCUGUACCACAUCAAAUACAUACUUUAGUAAAUACUGCUAAUGGAACUGUUUUAACCACUGGUAUUCCUGUUGUAUUAGAUACUGAUAAAGUACAGAUUAAUCGUUUGAAUACAGCUACUCAUGUAGGUGUACCAAAAGUGAAAGAAGUAAAACGCAGUGCUCAUAAUGCUAUAGAACGACGUUAUAGAACAUCAAUCAAUGAUAAGAUCAUUGAAUUGAAAAAUAUCAUUGUUGGAGUGGAUGCUAAGUUAAAUAAAUCAGCAAUUUUAAGAAAGACUAUUGAUUAUAUUAGAUUUCUUCAGAAUUCUAAUACAAAAUUAAAAUCAGAGAACAUGUCAUUAAAAAUGGCUGCGCAAAGACAAAAUCUGCGCGAUUUAUUAGUAUGUGGUGAACUUACACCACCUCGAUCAGAUUCAAGUGAACCAUCCUUAUCUCCGGCACCAGCGCCAUUAUCUCCACCUUCUCCAUCAUCGAUCAAAGAUGAUCCAGAUGUACUACAAAACAUUCACUCUACGUCUGUCCUAACAAAUCAAGGCAUGAGAGAUCAUACCAGACUUACACUUUGUGGAUUUAUGCUCCUUUUGUUAGCAUUUAAUCCUUUGGGUUUUCUCAUAAAUAAUGUUGGAAGAUUCAACUCUGAUUUUGCAAAUACAAAACUAGACGGUCGCACGAUACUGAAUUAUCAAGAUCAAUCAGAAGUUGAAAAUCCAAUUUGGAGCAAUGUGUUUCUAUGGUUAACAAAUGCUAUACUUUUGAUCGGUGGACUUUACAGAUUACUGCUUUACGGCGAUCCGAUAUUAACUUCUGAUAGUAAAUUGUUCCUUGAACUCCAUCGAUGGAGGCGUCAAGCGGAAUUUAAUAUAUCAAAAAAUGAAUAUAGCCAAGCAAAUCGCGAUUUGCAUCAAUGUUUACAAUAUUUAGGUCGACCGUAUCCAUCGUCACGCGCAGAAGCUUGGCUAGCAAUUAUGUGGCAGAUCAUAAGACAGCUUCUUCAUAAGUUAUGGAUUGGGAAAUGGAUAUUGCACACUCAUAAAUGGUUUUCCGAAAAAACUACACGACAGCAAGCUGAAAUAUCAGCUAUGGAAAUAGCCAUCAUUUACCAACAUAUGCUUUGUUUACGUUUAUCAGAAGGUUCUAAAAAUGGAACAUUAUAUCUUGCUUUUUCUGCAGUAAAUUAUGCAGAAGCCACUGGUGAAUCUAUGCCAAAAUCAUUAUUGGCAGAAAUAUACAUCAAUGUUGCAUUAUGUUUCAAACAAUCACCUUUACCAUUUAUUCAUAAAUAUUACCUGGGUAAAGCGCGCGCGUUACUUUCAUCGUGCGCAAUUCCAGCGAAAUUCAAGUGGAUUAUGAGCGAUGACGGUGCUAAAUUUUUAGCAUUCCAGAAAUGGCAAUAUGGAGAACAAUCAGAUAAUGAAUUUACAUCUCAAAGUAGUAAAGCUGAUCCUUUGUCGUAUGCAUCACGUGCGUAUAGAGAUUACUUAAUUGGAUAUUGUUUACGGAUUUUAACUGGUACUGCAGGAGAUACUCACUUAUCCUCGAUAUUGGAGUAUGGACAAACUAUCAUGUCCUCUGCUGGAGUAGAUGCUGGUUUUUUAUGCACUAACAAAGUUACAGCUACCCAUUGCGAAGAUGAAAUUGGCUUAUGGUGGGGAGCAGUAAUGUAUGUAGCAGCAUGUUGGAGAUUAAAAGAAGAUGAUUCACAGGCAUGGAGUAUUGUUGAAAGUAAAUUUCCUUACGAAAAAAAUUAUCAACUCUGUAAUAAUAACAGCAAUACUAGUCCAUUGCCGUAUAUUGUUUUAAACGCUUUGCAAGCAGCAAAAGCAACUACGAAAACAGCUUCGAUGCGUUUUAUUGAUCAAGCAGGAAUAUUACUUGAGCAGAGUCUAGUUUAUUAUCAUUGCAAGCAACAAUCAUUGCAAAAUGUUUUGCUCACUCAAUUGUGGAUUUGUGAUUGGUUACUUGAGAUGCGAACUACAUUUUGGCAAGAAUUAGAUGGCGAUUUGGAUAAAUCAAAUAUAAAUAUAUCACUUGGAGGUUUUCAACGUGAUUUAGCUUGUCUGAGACAAUUGUGUCAGCACAUUCCAUCAACGAUGGCGAGAGUAUUUCUUUACGAAGCCACAGCACGUAUAAUGGCAGGAGCGACACCAGUAAAAACUCAAAUAUUAUUAGACCGUAGUUUGCAUCAUAGAAAUUCGCGUUCUUCAAUUAUCUGUGGAAAAGAUCGUUCUCAGGAUCAGUACAGUGGAGAAAGAGAACAUGCAGUAGCUUUGUGCUUAGCAUGUCGACAUUUGCCUGCGUUGUUGUUGGCUUCGCCUGGAGAGCGUGCUGGUAUGCUUGCAGAAGCUGCUAAAACUCUUGAAAGAGUAGGUGACAGAAAAAGACUUCAAGAAUGUUAUAAAUUAAUGCGACAACUAGGUCCAGCUAUUUCUGCUAACUGAUGCAUCAAAUAAAAAGGUAUUCUCUUAUUCAUAUAAUAUUGAGUACUACAUGAAAUCAUUGUAUAUAAGUUUCAGUGCAGACGUGUUCUUUUUUUUAAAAUAUUUUUGUAAUUUACUAUUUAUUACUUAUUAUGUAGAUAGUUUAUAAUUUAAAGAAUGCAUAUAUUUUUAUUGUGUACAUCAUGUACCUAGAUAUAAUAUAAAUUAUAUAUAUAUACUGGCCCGCGCGUGGCGGGCGAAAUCUUAGCUAUUGUAACGGGGGGCACUCGUGUCUCCACGUUACAAUAUAUAUAUGUAUUGAUCAAAUACAUUUUAAAGUAAAUGAGUAAUUCAUUAUAACGUUUAGAGGACUAUUAAGGCCUCUUGAAAGUCAUAAAUAAAGUUUUUAAUAUAGUAA